UAUUGGAAAGAUGAUUUCUUGCAAUGGAAUCCAAGUGAUUAUGAUGGUGCUACCGAAAUUUUCCUUUCUUCAAAUGAUAUUUGGAUUCCAGAAUUUUCCCUUUAUUACAGCCAUCAUUUUAAUCAAGCAGUAAAAUUAUUGAGCAAUAAUGAUGUCCGUGUUAAUUAUACCGGAAAUGUUCGCUAUUAUUUGCCUUAUUCAACCGAAUCAUUAUGCAAAUUGGAUGUUAAAUUUUUCCCAUUUGAUAUUCAACAAUGCACCUUAUUGUUUGGUUCCUGGGCACACUCUAAUGAUUCGAUCAAAUAUGCUUUGUAUUCCGAUCAUCUCAGUUUGAUCGAUUUUUAUGACAAUCAAGAAUGGCAACUUGAUUCGAGUCAUAGUAAUAUCAUAUCCGAUAGUUUUCUCUAUGAUUACUUGGAUCCACCAUUAUUCUGGGAAAUGAUUAUUAUGGAUCUUGUAUUAAUUCGACAAAGUUUUUAUUAUGUAUUUAACUUAGUUAUACCGAGCACAAUAAUCACAUUAGUAGCUGUAAUUGGAUUUCAUACGCCGAGUACAAGCGGUAAAAUGAGGGAUGCAAAAUUUCGACUUGGUAUAAUGACAUUAAUGAGUAUGAGUGUCAUAUUACUUGCAAUUGUUGAAGAUAUGCCAAAAUUUAGUAUGUCAAGUUCACGUAAAGGACGUGGUUCAUUUUCUGGUAUUCCAUUAAUUGGUUUAUAUUAUUUUAUUUUAUUGGCAAUAAUUGGCUCUUCAACAGUUACCACAUCAAUGUUUGUUUUUUUGGAGAAAGAUUUAAGACGUAGUAAUCAUAUACCAUGGUAUUUACAUUGGCUUUCAUUUGAUAUAAAUAUACGACUUUUACGUCCUGUUCCUUCGAAUGAUAUCAAUAAACGACUUAUUGUACGUAAUGAUUCAGCAAGGCUUUCUCCACCAGCUGUACUCAGGGGGCGAUUUGCUAUGACACCCAAUUUGAUGACAGAUUACGAUGACAUCGAACAGGUAUGCAAUCAGUCAUGGGAAUAUUUGAUCGAUACAAUAAGAAAUAUCGAAACAUCCGUUAAUGCAAUACGUGCGGAAAUGAUGAAUCUUUUGCCACAAGACAAUUUGCAAACCAGAUGGCAACGAGUGAUUCGACGUCUUGAAAUAAUUUCACUCUCAUUUUAUGUUUUAUUAAUUGCUGUAACUGUAUUUCUUUUCUUUUAUCAUGAUUGGUAUUGUGCAAUUGGACAUAGCCCAUGUGGCCAAGCUAAUCUUAAGUGCCCAUGGAUGAAAACUACGCCAACACAUCAGACAUGUUUUUGA
Molecule: messenger RNA, 1299 nt
Organism: Brugia pahangi
Lineage: Eukaryota; Metazoa; Nematoda; Chromadorea; Rhabditida; Onchocercidae
Source: the annotation of a GenBank genome assembly